This is a messenger RNA of Suillus subalutaceus, 811 nucleotides long. RefSeq lists its product as uncharacterized. The transcript has 4 exons. NCBI's taxonomy places the organism in Eukaryota, Fungi, Basidiomycota, Agaricomycetes, Boletales, Suillaceae. The record is from RefSeq and is a predicted model, not a curated record. Bases 205 to 570 code for a protein of 121 amino acids.
GCUCGAGAAUGCACAACCCAGAGAACAGCUGCGAAUGAGCACCGCCCGCCUCAGAAUCCUCUACAGGAUACAAUGCGUACUGUUCGUUGUUGGAUUCUGUAACUGCGGAAAACUCAUAGUGAGCAACUCUGAUGUUUCGACUGCGCUGGCCAUUGCCUGCGGGGUGUCAUUUGCUUCGAGCCUAAGUCUAAAUCAUUGACCGUCAUGUCACGUUACGCCCACGACCAGAAUUACCCCAACGGCAGAAGUCGCCGCAGCGAUCAGCAGCAUGCGCAUGGUCGAGGGGAUGGGUACAACACACAACGUAGACAAGGCGAGCAUGUCGCUCUUGGCCAGCAGAGCGCACCUAUCCAAAAUCACUAUCGCAUGCAGUUGAACAAUUUUCUGCAACAUAGAUUCAGAUCUACACAAGACCUCCGGCUCGAUAGCUCAUCGAUCGGUCCUGAGCGCGCACUAUGGUGGACCGUGACCGUAUACUUCCGAGACUGUAAAUAUGGCAGAGGCGAGGGGGCAACCAAAGCGUCUGCCACAGAAAUUGCUUGUCAGAUCGCUCUGCAAGCCCUCAUGUAACCAGGAAUUGGCCAUUGAAUUUCUAUCGUUUGAUUUGGCGUGUAAAUGCUUUUACUGCUUUGUUUUCCUCUUAUCCUCUUGAUCACAAGACUGUUCUGGAUUUGCUGAUAAUUUGCUUACAUGAUUUUGUUCCGGUUCUGUCGUUCGCGAUUAGUAUUUUCCUCUUCAGUGUAGUCCCCGUGGUCCCCUACUUGUGUUAUGUUUCUUUGUAGUUAUCGAGUCUAUCAGAAUUUCCAACGAA